AAAAAAGAAAGAGAAAAUCUAUUAAUUAUAUGAUUAAUUUCAUACACUAUCUUAUUAUACAUUUAGAAAGCAUCAAGCAAGGUCAUCUCUUUAUAAUGCACAUUCAAUGCAUAGAGAAGAAGAGAUAAGUGAAAUGCAUAUAUGGUCAAUUGCUUAAAUAUUUUUUUAGUCAAUAUCAUGACACGGAGAGAUAAGAUGUCAUCCAAUAACGAUUCAGAAAUAAUACGUUUUAAAUGUGAUAAAAUGAUGAGUGGAAGGAGAAUUUACCAGUCACUGUAGCUAUAUAAGAAGAAAAGCCCAAUACAAAAAUGCAUGGUAUCAAAAGAGUAUUAGUUUUUUGUACACUGACAACCGUACUACCAUCGAUGCUUAUUCUAAUCCCUCUCUAUCUGCGACACAGUUUUUAUGCUAAUGUAGCAUACGCUGUUACAGAGUCUGAUAUUUUGGAGGUCAAUGAUGGAAUAUCAACAAUAUUUUGUUCUGAACAUACUUUACAAAUGAAUGCAACAUUUAAUGCGUUCCAAAUGUCACAUAGACCUGAAAUAGCAACAUAUAAAAAACAUAUACGUUUAAAGAAGAGUAUGAAUUUACCAGAUGAUACAUUCGAAUAUUGGGGAUUUUAUCUGCUCAAAGGUGCUACAGUACUACUUUCUGUAUGCUCAAGGUUCCAAGGAGCUUCUAUUUUAGUUGUUAAAGGUGAACGUAAUUUACGUACUUGUGAGAUAUUGGAGCAAAAUGAAAACAAAGAACGUAUAACGGAUAUGUUCCUACCAGAUGCGGAUCAAGUUAAAAUUACAUUCGAAACGCAUAUGAAAGAAAUCAAUUCUGUUGAAGACAUGAAUCAGGAAAUUAACGAUCCUAUAAAAAAAGAUAAUACAAAACAAAGUUCUAAUGAUACAUACAAUGAACAAACGAUAGAUAAUCUCAAUGACAUUAAUCGGGAGAAAUUUUUGGCAGCUAUAAAUAAAUCUAUGCAUUUGAAUAAUUUUUUAGUUAAUAAUAUGAAAGAAACUCAAAAUGAUACAAUGGAAGUACCUGUAACGUUGGAAGAAACGGAGGAUCAUGAAUUUAUUGAAAAAAUUAGAUCUAAACGAUGGUUUAAUAAAACAUUUAAUGAACAAGUGAGAAAGUUGAAAGAAGAAAAAGAAUUAAAAAGGAAAUCAACUAUUAUACAGGAGGAAAGUGAAAGUAUAAGAAGGAAAGAUUCAAAAAUGAAUAUUAAUAAUCAAAAACAAAUGGUAAAUCAUAAAAAUGUAAUUGAAAGGCUGAAAAUGGAAUUAAAUAUGGAACAUGAUGAUAAUGACAGUCUAGAAAAUGAUUUAGAUGAAAAAUUAGAAAAUAAGUUAGUUAAUGUUAGAGUAAAGAGAAAUCAAGAACUUAUGAAACCACCUUCAUUACUUGAUCAAGGUAUCAAGCAUGGUGGAAAUGCUGAUAAAAAUACAAUUAAUUCUGAUGAAGCAUCAUCUGUAUCCAGUUUUGAAAAUGGUUUAUUUAAUUGUUAUGAAGGAUCAAUUCUUUUGACAAAAGAAUUUGAACCUUCUGAUAAAUGUAUUAAUGUUGAUUAUUUAGUUAAUGGAAAACAUAUGGAAACGAAACAUGAUGUUGUAGAGGAUGGAUAUUAUUAUUAUAUUUUUUAUAGUGAUAAUGAUUUUGUUUCAAACGAUAUACAUGCACUAUUUGAUAUCUAUAAACCAACUUUUCAAUAUGAAAAUGUUACUAAGUCUUGUAUAAAUCAAACAGAGUGCUCGUUUUCAUUAGAUCUAAUGUCACCUGAUAGAGUAAUCGUGGAAAUACCAACUAAAGAUGGUAUAGAUCUUGAUCCAGAUGAGAUUAGUUUAUUAAUAUCAGUUUGUCACCCACGAAUGGGUGUGUAUGUUAUUUUUCCAAUCGCAGUAUUAUUCUUUAUACUCGGUUGUGCAUUUAUGUAAAGAUUUAUAAAAAUGCAUUACAGUUAUAUAUAUAUAUAUUUAAUUUGAAAAUGGAG
Messenger RNA from Vespa crabro (European hornet), 1984 nucleotides. RefSeq names its product protein PFC0760c. The coding region runs from base 309 to 1928 and encodes 539 amino acids. The transcript has 5 exons. The record is from RefSeq and is a predicted model, not a curated record. Lineage: Eukaryota; Metazoa; Arthropoda; Insecta; Hymenoptera; Vespidae.